AGAUAAAUGACAUUAAGUUAGAUCUUAGUUACAGUUCACGGAUUCCGGAAUGAAGUUUAUGCUUUCACUACUAGCCUUUGGCUACGUAGGGUUAGCCCACCCAGCGCCCUCCCUACCGCUGCACCCCGGAGGAAUCGGCGGCUUCUUCAAGGGCCCCAACUCCGAAACCAUCAUCAAAGGGCCCGACGGCAGCGUCAUAACCGCAACUGCCGAAGGUGGAGAAGUCCAAACUAAACUGGAACCCAUCGUAGUAGCACAACCGGUAGUCAUUCCAGAGGUGGUACCCAUAGCAGCCGCACCUGUCAUCGAAGCCGUGGCAGUUCCGGCUCCCGUAGUAGAAAGCAAACAAAGUUCUGAGCUCAUUGGACCUUCAGGGAGAAUUGCCACUCAAGGCUCCCAGUCGGUGAUUGCUGGCCCAGCUUCAACCACAGUCACAGGGCCAGCGGUUCUAGCAGAAACGGUAGUAAAAGGGCCGCCGAUUGUAGGAGUUCCAGUUAUAAAUGGUGCUGUCGGAAUAAGUGCUGUACCAACUGCAGUAACAGCAGCAGCUAUUCCAAAUAUAGCUUCAAUUGCAGUAACCGCGUCUCCUGUAACUGCAGUCCCUAUAUCUUCUAUAGUAACAUCAAGGGCACCAAUUAUCUUUUCGAGCCCUAAUGUAGCUACAGUCACUGCAACUCCUCCUGUGGUUACAGUAACUGCGGCUCCUCAAGCGGUAGCAACUGCAUCCGCAGCGUCAUUAGCUUCAGCUUCUGCAGAUGCGGCUGCAGCUCUGAAUGAAGCAGCUGCUGUAGCAAUUUCAACAGCUGGAGGUGCCUUAACCCCUCAGGUGAUACAAGACCAGCUGGCUAUUGAUAACACACAGUUAAAUUUGAACCCAGCAUUGAUACCCGCUGUUAAUAUUAUUCCUCCGGAGAUUCCUGUAACACCGAGACUUCCCGUUGGAAGAUUAGGACCGACUCCAGGUCCUCUACUAGGUGUAGGACCCACUCCAGGCACCCUGCUUACAACUCCAGGUCUAGGAGCAGUCGGAACUGGAACGAAUAUUCAAAGAGAAGAACAAGACGCUUUAACUGUUACUCCCACCAUUCCACAAGUAACUCCUCAAGCAACGCUGACACCACAACAAAUCGCAGCUUUACAAAGUCAGCAGGCGUUACUAAACAGUCAAAUCCGGCAGACGCAAACUUCCGUCCCGUCAAACAUACAAAGAGAAGAAGCUUCUGCAGGGGUUACUCCAAAUGGGUUACAAAUCACUCCUCAGGUGACUUUAACGCAAGAGCAAAUAUCGGCGUUACAAAAUCAGCAGAUUUUACUCAACAACCAGAUUCAGCAAGCUCAGCAAGCCGCUGGAACACUUAUACCCAGUCCAACACCAGCAAGUCAACCCUUGUUUACACCUAACACCGAUAACACCAACGUUGUUACUCUAGCAAACCUUGCUCAGCAAAAUCUUCUCAGUGCUGAGUUGGCGAAAUCUGGAAUUGACGCGUCUGCGGUACAACUAACUAACGUACCUUUGUCUGCUGUGUCCUCGUUAGGUGUUGGUGGUUUAAAAGGCGCAAUUAACGAUGGUUUAACUGCGGAAGCCUGGGGCAGGUUUAGCAGAGACGCAGAAGCAGGAAAAAAAGCCGGAGAGAAACGGAAAAAUAACUAGUCAUUAAGAAUAUGUUUUGGUUGCGGUUUUAUUUUUAAUUUUGACUUAAUUUAGUCGUUUUGUGUAUGUACCUAUACUCUGUAA
Zophobas morio is the source of this 1738-nucleotide messenger RNA. RefSeq names its product proline-rich protein 36-like. The transcript is spliced from 3 exons. Bases 50 to 1654 code for a protein of 534 amino acids. The record is from RefSeq and is a predicted model, not a curated record. Lineage: Eukaryota; Metazoa; Arthropoda; Insecta; Coleoptera; Tenebrionidae.